AUGCUAAUCUUUAAUGGAUUCUGCCGCGGGUCAGUUGUAACACCGGUGUUAGGCCAACACGUCUACUUGGUAUUAGCUUCUGUGAUGUCUGCAGUCCAAAACGCAAUUGAUGGACCAUAUCUUGUUAAUACCAAAGCUAAAACAGCAAAUACAUAUAUGGCAAUUCCUUCACAGGUUCAGCUGCAGGACCUUGUUUCUUCUCAUCUUCUAAUGUUGUUACUAUUAUACCUGUAUUAUUGUAGUUGUAUUUGGCGAACUUAUAUUCUAAAUAACCCACCUCAUAUUAGGAGAAGUGAGUUGGAGCUGGCUAAGAAUAUAGUUGUUUCCCUUUGUAGAAGAGGAACUGAAAGUAUGGCUGGAUUGGCUGUUUACUGCAAGCUUUUGUGGAGAUUAUAUACAGGUGCGGGUUCUGUUGCCUUUGCUAUUGUGGGAAUGUUGGGGAAGCGGAUGCUUUGGAGCAGUGUAUUAGCUAAUUUGUUAUCCUGUCACUUCCCUGUUCUUGAUUUGUCUGUGGAGGUUGCUGUCAGGCUGAAGACAUGUAAUACAAUGCGUGCAGUGGAUCCCCCCUUUCAACUCCCAAUGUCAUCCCGCGAGAUACCCUUUCCACAACAUAUGAAUGAAGUGUCGGCUAAUGUUCUUAUUCCUACGAUUCAUGUGUGGUCCAUUGGAGAGGAAUCUGUUAGGUAUCCCUACUUAUUUAUGACUAAUUUUGGUAAAAUUGGAAAUAUUGUAUCUUUGCUUUUCUGUUGCUUCUCCAUAGAUUUUUGUUGAUGUAGAUUAUUCCAACAUGGUGAUUUUUCCAAUGGCAUUUAGAGGAUUGACUUUUGAGUGUUCGGGUUGGCUUGUUUCAGUUUUGGAUGGUUUUCUUAUUGGGUUUACCAAGUUUACCCAGUGAAGGUCACAGCAUUUUCAUUCUUUCCUAAGGGAAAUUUCUUGAUCCAUGCGUGACGACAUUGCUGGUAGAAUGUUGGAAACGUUUUUUGGUGCUUUAGAAUGUGGUUCCUGUUGCUGCGCACCGUGUGAGGUUUUAUAGCACUGUGCUCAGUUCUGGGCUCUUGGCAACAAGAAUGCAGCAAGAAGAGAAUUGAUAGAGUAGAGUAAUGGUGCAUGGACUUCUGUAGCAAGCUUUCUUGCAUUGAAUGAAUGACUCAAUGACAAGCUAGAUUUAUUGAUAACUUCUGAAAUAUGCCUCGUGGAUACCUUCUCCUGAGAACAGUUAAAAGGUUCAACAGGUGGAAGUAUCCUCUAAUCUCCAGCACUAAGAUUUGGAAUUGAUCAUUAUAUGGUAGUAUCUGCAGCAGCAUUUACGAGGGAUAUCAAUUGAUCAUUAUGUCAUCUUAACACUUUGUUUCCUCGAAACUCUUUCAACACUUUUCACUUGAGUCAGCAAUGCUGAGCUAGGUGGUUGAUGAGAAUGAGGAAGGAUAGAUAAUGCUCGGUUGGUGCUUAAUGAGUUUCUGAAAGAGGAAAACUCUUUGGAUCAGCCUAAUGAGUUUUUGAAAUAGAAAAACUUGCCUGUAAGCAAUUGACCCGGUGCAAGUGAAGCAAAGUUGUAGAUUUGAUGCUUAAUUCAGACUUCUAGUUGACCCUUCAAGGUGGUCUCUGGAAAGGUUUUCUUAUUGCCACUUAAAGAGUAAAACUACUAGUUUUGCAAUCAGGUUGGCCCAUUUUGUAACUCAAUGAGCCUUUGGCUUGAUUCUAGUGCACCUGAAGGGUUAUGAUAUUUCUCUUCUCUUAUACCCGUGAUUCAACUGCUAUGGUUGUCAGUGUACCAAAAGUGUCAUAACUUUCCUCUUAUACCUUGGAUUCAAGAGUGAUCACAUUGCAUAUGAAUGUGUCAGUGGUUUCCAUUUGGAUAUGGUUACAUUUUGUAUUUAGAUUGAAAAUAUUCAAAAAUAUUUCCCACUGUUGUUUUAUCUGU
Molecule: messenger RNA, 1921 nt
Organism: Ilex paraguariensis (yerba mate)
Lineage: Eukaryota; Viridiplantae; Streptophyta; Magnoliopsida; Aquifoliales; Aquifoliaceae
Source: the annotation of a GenBank genome assembly